GCCUGUUGUGUCCAACAACGCUGCUGCUCGGUGGUCAGUGAUUUGAGGUACGCAGAUCAAUGGCGAAAUGCCUGAUAAUGCCUCUGCAUCGGUGAUUCCUGCGCAACUGUCUUUUCUCGCCAUUUACAACCCCCGCCUCGGCCCGACAGACGAAACAAUACAGGAUCAGAUCGUCUUCUAUACGUCGAGAUCAGAUCGUUCACCGCGAAGGGAUAGCUUACAUCCUGAAGAUGGCGUCAAGGAGUCUAAUGACAGUUGGAAUGAUAAGUUGCGUCAGAUAGGGCUGGCCCAGGGGAUAGUGGGCUUCGCUAGGAACUUCUCAGAGGGCAAAGCUGUAGAUUAUGUGGAAACUGAGAAGUCGCAGAUCAUUUUGCAUGAGCUCGAGCAGGAUUGGUGGAUCCUAGCAUCCGUUGACCUGACUCGACUGCCAAUCGAUCCGGCCACCCUGUCCCAACGCGAUGCUUCAGUCACUCCUAGCUUCACAUAUUCUUCAAGGGAGAUGUGCCCUCCGCAGCUCUUGAUACAACAAAUGCGCCGGGCACACUCUAUCUUCCUGCUACACAAUCAGUUCACACUCGACGCUCUCUACGAUCAGGUUGGCAGGUCCACCUUUUGUACUCUUCUCGAAAACUUCUGGUGGCGAUUCGCCUGGAGCUGGGAAAUGCUUCUCAGCGGGAAUCCCAUUGUCGAUAUGUAUGAUGGCAUCAAGCUCUCCGCCGGAGGUGAGCUUGGGAUUGGUGUCGGCGAGGAAGAAUGGGGCAGCGGAGAGAGAGAGGUCUUGGAGGACCUUGUAUCUAGGACUGAUGGGCUCUUGGACUUGAUUGUCUCGCGAUUCGGAGAACCUUGUCCUUCUCUAGAGGGAUCUGCUUCUCGAAGCAAAAGAGGGGCAGACUCCUGGGGCAAGAAUAAUGACGGAAAACCCUGGCUCGGUGCGGAUAUCUCUCCCAAGCCUUCAGAUGGAGUCAUCUUCUCUGGGGUUGGUGCUCUUUCAAGAACCUCAAUCGUGAGAGUUUCUCAGUGGAUGGAAUGGAUUUAUAGAUGCGGCCUGGACGCCUAUGCAGUGAGCGACUAUCUGGCUUGCCCCCGCCGGCGGAGAAAUCGGAAGAAGCAUCGAGACAGGCUUCCAGUUGCGAAAGCGGCCAGCCAUAAAGAUGGAUCUACCGUCUAUCCUUUGGACGAUGCAGCUCUAAAUCGCUCGUUUUCACCCGGCAUACCUCGUCCGCUUGUGCUAGGAACCUCGGACGCUUCACAAUCGCUAGCAGGGGCCGGUGUGAAAACCAACUCUAUCACUAGCAGUGACAGCUCUUCAGUCCGAAGCGACCGCGGGAUCGAUUGGAUGGUGCCCGGAACCGAAACGUUCAUGAAGUAUCUCACAUUGGGGUAUGGUUCAUCUUGGGGACCAUCACCUAGAACAGCUAGCCCACAUCCUCGUGUCGAAGCCUUGAGGCGAGAGGACGAAUCGUCGACUUCGAAUCAGCAUAAGAGAUCACCUACAGAUGCUGAGGGUGCGAUUAAAGGGGACUCUGCCGACUUCGAGGCCAGGGACAAGGUCAAGAACUGUGGCAGAUUCCUUAUUGGAUUCCACGAUGCUUCAAGCACCAGCACCUUGGCGCUUUCUCAGGUGGGCGACGAAGUAAAGAACACGGCCACCGCGGAACUUGGACAUACUAUAGAUCAAAGAACACUGCAUGUUCAAUUGACAGUCCCUUUUGAAGAGGCUGUUCCUCUGGACGAAACUCCCACAGGCUCAGUCAAGUUACGAACAAUUGUCUAUGUACAUCAACCAUUCAUAUGCACUUUCCUCUUCGAUCCUUCAGCACCUGCUCUAUCGCAGCCAUCUUUUUACCACGAACUCCGCAGCCAAAUGAGCAUUCUCCAUAAAUCGCUCUGCAAUUCCACUUCACCAGCCACUGCAGCGAAGCGGAUCGCUGUAUCGGAUAGUGCCCUCGAAGCCACCAGCCGAUUCACAUCCCCGAGCCAAGAAGUCUACAAUCUCGUCUAUGAUUCCACGAACUUAACGGUCCGCUCCUCGAUUCCCAACAUCCCCGACUUGGGGGUUUCUAGCGAAAUGGAAACACAAGAUUCCGCCAUUUCUCAACCAUGGACGAGGGUGGAAAGUCUCAAUAUCCACCACCGACUCCUCAGCACUUAUACAGAAACGCGUUCUCGGCCUUUGGAGGUGGAAAGGACCUGCAAGACCAGUCGCGGCUGGUGGAUCGUUUGGAUGCGGAUGUCUGAUGAUUUCCCAUCUCAGCCAGAACAAGGAAGGGCUUCUGUGGCCGGGACAAGCACAAGCACUCUUGCCGACACCAUCGGCGGCGGCGGCGGUGCUGGAGAAGGUGAAAGUAGUGGAGGUGGUGCGCAACAGGAGGCAUUCCUCAUUCGGCGAUCAAGCGACCACAUCCCCUCAUCAGGGCAUGUCCGCAGCGGUAGCGGCUCCAGAUUCUUUCGAGACUUGGGAGGCGCCUCAUCGCCGGGUCUGCAAGCGGCAAGGGCCGACACAGGGCCCGCAAAACUUGUGGAGGGCUUGGGCCUCGAUGCCCGACGGUAUAUUGGUAAUCUAUUGAGUUUGAAUAAAUAGGUUUAGCGAUGGGCGCCUUCAGUUAUUUUGACGUGGACCCAAGCCUUUACAUUUUUUGUUCCCAUGAGAACCGUACGAUCAAAUACAGGGUCAAGCAUCAACCUUAUCCACCUGCUCUCGAUCCUUAGUCCUUGAAGAACCAGCAAAUCUGGGGCGGACAACCCACAACAGCCAACAGUCCAGCGGCCGAACUUACAUAGAUGCAGGCCAGGAUGCCGAGUCCAAGGCUUAGCCAGACAUGAGCCAUAGUUGCAAUCGUCGAACAGGGUCACUUCGCCGAUGACAAACACGAAUGUACUACAACCACCUCGCCGAUGAAAG
Molecule: messenger RNA, 2902 nt
Organism: Aspergillus saccharolyticus JOP 1030-1
Lineage: Eukaryota; Fungi; Ascomycota; Eurotiomycetes; Eurotiales; Aspergillaceae
Exons: 5
Coding region: 68-2581 (837 amino acids)
Biological process (GO): vesicle-mediated transport
Cellular component (GO): Mon1-Ccz1 complex; intracellular membrane-bounded organelle
Source: RefSeq, a predicted model, not a curated record